UGGAACUUGGCUUUAGUGCACGGCUCACAGACUGCUUACCAUGCUGUGCCGAGAGCUCUUUCUCUCUCUCUCUCUCUCUCAGACACACACACCGAGCACACAGUCGGAGUCUCAUUUUCAGUCGGAGAAGAAUGGAGGCAGGCAUCUUUUGUGCUCUCGUCUCUCUCUCACACAUAGCUUUCCUAUUGUUGAGCUGCCCUUGACUCCCCAUUUUCCUCUCCUCAUCUCUCUCUUUCUCUGCGUGCCGGUGAGUCUGUGAUGGUGGCCCCGGUGAAGAGUCAUGUGAGCAGAUGUCCCAUGAUGCUCGUUGGCCCCUUGCUGUCAUUAGGGCUGCCCAAUCAGCUGUCACUCAGGCCAGCUUCCAAUUCUCUCCAUCUCUCUCUUUCUCACUAUCUCUCUCAUUUUCUCUCUGUCUCUUUCUCACUAUCUCUCUCAUUUUCUCUCUCUCUCUUUAUCUCUCGCAUGAAAUUCAGCAAUUGGCCAGCAUUUCACUCUCACCCCCCCCUCCAUCUUCCGCUCUCUUUCCCCUCUUCCCCCUCCCUUUCUGUCUUUCUCUUUCCCCUCCUUCCCUCACUAUAUGGCUGUGUUGUCGCCUGGAGGGAGUUCAUUCUGCCCUCCUCCUCUCCUCCUCUCCUCCUCGUCUCCGUGUUGGCUCUGAGUGAGAGGAAGAGAAAAAGGGAAGAGGAAAGAAGAGAGACAGACUGAGAUCACCAGGCAGCAGGCGGAGGAAGAAACCGCGCUCUACUCUGAUCAUUUGUCUUGGGAUGGAGGGAUAAAAGACAAUCCCAGGAAUCAUUCUGUCGUUCUUUUCCUCCGCAGGAUUACACCUCGUUUACCGUCUCUGUUUAAUCCUCCCUGAGCUCAGACACUUCUGGACUGUUUCUUCAGCUUCUGGUCUGUGUGCCCCGAGUGUGUGUGUGUGUGUGGCGUUAGUGUGUGUGUCACCUCCCGCUGUGCGGUGACAAAGAGGGAGUGUGUGACCCAGGGGGUCAGGGGAGAGAGCGAGGGGGUCGUGAGCGGGGUCGUGCCCAGGGACUUACUCUCACACCGCUCUCCGUCUGUGUGUGUGUGACUGUGUGUGACUGUGUGUGUGUGUGUGUGUGUGUGUGUGUGUGUGUGUGUGUGUGUGUGUGUGUGUGUGUGUGUGUGUGUGUGUGUGUGUGUGUGUGUGUGAGAGUGACUCUGUGUUUGUGUGUCCUAGCCGGCUGGGCGGUCCCAGCAUCACGCUCCGUUAGCUAGGACCAGAGAGUCGGGAUGACAGGCUGAGUCCCAGCCUAGCCUCCCCACACUUAGAGCCUCCUUGCUGAGUGGCACCGAGGGCACAGCCCCCCUCUACCACCACACUCCUCCAGGACAGGACUGCUGCCCUGAUCCCCAUACCACAUUCUCUUCUAUCUACAUGACUCUAACCAUGUUUGGACUAAAAGCACCGCUCUACUACUUGCCAGGCAUGAGCCAUGAGCCAAAGUCACCUUCCUUAGGAAUGAUAUCCACGGCAACUCGCACCACGGCGACGGUCAGCCCCCUCACCCCAUCGCCCCUUAACGGAUCUAUCGUAGCCAAUGGGAGCCCGGCGGCCCAGUCCGCACACUCCGGAUUCGCCGCCGCCCUCCGUAAACUGGCCAAACAGGCCGAGGAUCCUCGAGCUGGCUCGUCCAUCAGUAGUGAGUCGUCUCCGGUCUCGUCCCCAGCCACCAACCACAGUUCUCCGGUGAGCACACCCAAGAGAGGCCCCCUGGGCCCAGGGCCUGUCCUGGUGCCACCUGGGGGCCACAGUGUGCCAAGCACCCCGCCCGUCGUCACCAUCGCCCCCACCAAGACCAGCAACGGCCUCUGGAGAAGCGAGGCACGCCAGGUGAGACUAGACACACACAGAGACAGACAACACACACAGAGACAGACAAACACACACAGAGACAGACAACACACACAGAGACAGACAAACACACACAGAGACAGACAACAGACACAGAGACAGACAAUACACACAGAGACAGACACUUGCUCUGGCUGUCUCCCCUCCUCUCUCUGUCAUCUUUCUCUUUUCACAUCUUGUUGCCUGUUGCGUCUUUUGUGUUUUCAACCACUCUAUAUUUCAUCCAUCUUUCAGCCCAGUCAAAGCAAUGUUUCAACCUCUGUCCCUGGAGAGAGAUCUAGUACAAGAGGCUGCCUACACACACACACACGCACACACACGGACGCACGCGCGCACACACACACACACACACACACACACACACACACACACACACACACACACACACACACACACACACAUAAUGAUCUCAAGGGAUUAGAGGAUUUCUAGGCUGGCCUGUAACCCAUGGCGUGGCAAAAUGUAUGUGACAUAUGUACAUGUGACAUAGCUGGCGGCUCUGCGAAUGCCGCCUCCCCUCUCCUCUCACCCGCCUCUCCUCACCCUCCUCCCCCCUCUUCUCACCCUCCUCUCUCUGUGUGUUAAACAAUGCCAGCUGCCACCAGGCCACCGAGGUGACAGUCUUAACGGCAGCCAACAUCUGUGCCCCCUCGAGCCCCCCCCGCGCCGGUCCUAUUUUAUAACCUCCGACCCCAGACCUAUCCUCAGCCCUAGCUUUAUAACCACAGCUCCAGCCUCAUUCUAACCCCCAGUCCCAGCCCAGUCCAAGCCUUGUUCCAGGCCCAGCCCAGUCCAAGCCCUGUUCUAACCCCCAGCCCAGUCGAAGCCUUGUUCUAACCCCUAGUCCCAGCCCAAUCCAAGCCUUGUUCUAACCCCCAGUCCCAGCCCAGUACAAGCCUUGUUCUAACCCCCAGUCCAAGCCUUGUUCUAACCCACAGUCCCAGCCCAGCCCAAGCCUUGUUCUAACCCCCUGUCCCAGCCCAGUACAAGCCUUGUUCUAACCCCCAGUCCCAGCCCAGUCCAAGCCUUGUUCUAACCCCCAGUCCCAGUCCACACCUUGUUCUAACCCCCAAUCCCAGCCCAGUCCAAGCCUUGUUCUAACCCCCAGUCCAAGCCUUGUUCUAACCCCCAGUCCAAGCCUUGUUCUAACCUCCAGUCCCAGCCCAGUCCAAGCCUUGUUCUAACCCCCAGUCCCAGCCCAGUCCAAGCCUUGUUCUAACCCCCAGUCCCAGCCCAGUCCAAGCCUUGUUCUAACCCUCAGUCCCAGCCCAGUCCAAGCCUUGUUCUAACCCCCAGUCCCAGCCCAGUCCAAGCCUUGUUCUAACCCCCAGCCCAGUUUAAGCCUUGUUCUAACCCCCAGUCCCAGCCCAGUCCAAGCCUUGUUCUAACCCCCAGUCCCAGCCCAGUCCAAGCCUUGUUCUAACCCCCAGCCCAGUUUACGCCUUGUUCUAACCCCCAGUCCCAGCCCAGUCCAAGCCUUCUUCUAACCUCCAGUCCCAGGCCAGUCCAAGCCUUGUUCUAAACCCCAGUCCCAGCCCAGUCCAAGCCUUGUUAUAACCCCCAGUCCAAGCCUUGUUCUAACCCGCAGUCCCAGCCCAGUUUAAGCCUUGUUCUAAACCCCAGUCCCAGCCCAGUCCAAGCCUUGUUCUAACCUCCAGUCCCAGCCCAGUCCAAGCCUUGUUAUAACCCCCCAGUCCCAGCCCAGUGCAAGCCUUGUUCUAGCCCCAGUCCCAACUCAGUCCAAGCCUUGUGCUAACCCUCAGUCCCAGCCCAGUUUAAGCCAUGUUCUAACCCUCAGUCCCAGCCCAGUUUAAGCCGUGUUCUAACCCCCAGUCCCAGCCCAGUCCAAGCCUUGUUCUAACCUCCAGUCCCAGCCCAAGCCUUGUUCCCACCCCUCCAACCCCUCUGGGCCUCAGCAGUCAAGUGUGUCCCCUGCCCAUCUGCCCCCCUUCCCCUCGCGCUGACUGACCCAGUGUGUGUGUGGGUGUGUGUGUGUGUAGCUGCUAGCUUUGAUAAGGAGUGGAUUAUGGAUUAUGAGGAGAUGAGGAGGAGCAGCACAGAACUCCUCAAUACUCCCUGUGCAACACUCCUCAACACUCCUCAACACUCCCUGUGCAACACUCCUCAACACUCCCUGUGCAACACUCCUCAACACUCCUCAACACUUCUCAACACUCCCUGUGCAACACUCCUCAACACUCCACAACACUCCCCGUGCAACACUCCUCAACACUCCUCAACACUCCCUGUGCAACACUCCUCAACACUCCUCAACACUUCUCAACACUCCCUGUGCAACACUUCUCAAAACACCUUAACACUCCUCAACACUCCCUGUGCAACACUCCUCAACACUCCUCAACACUCCAUGAGCAACACUCCUCAACACUCCUCAACACUUCUCAACACUCCCUGUGCAACACUUCUCAACGCUCCUCAACACUUCUCAACACUCCCUGUGCAACACUCCUCAACACUCCUCAACACUUCUCAACACUCCCUAUGCAACACUCCUAAAACACUCCUCAACACUUCUCAACACUCCCUAUGCAACACUCGUAAAACACUCCCUAUGCAACACUCCUAAAACACUCCCUAUGCAACACUCCCUAUGCAACACUUCUCAACACUCCCUAUGCAACACUCCUCAACACUUCUCAACACUCCCUAUGCAACACUCCUAAAGCACUCCCUAUGCAACACUCCUCAACACUCCCUAUGCAACACUCCUCAACACUCCUCAACACUCCCUAUGCAACACUCAUAAAACACUCCCUAUGCAACACUCCCUAUACAAAACUCCUCAACACUUCUCAACACUUCUCAACACUUCUCAACACUCCCUAUGCAACACUCCUCAACACUUCUCAACACUCCUCAACACUCCUAAAACACUCCCGAUGCAACACUCCUAAAACACUCCCUAUGCAACACUUCUCAACACUCCCUAUGCAACACUCAUAAAACACUCCCUAUGCAACACUUCUAAAAAACUCCCUAUGCAACACUCCUCAACACUCCCUAUGCAACACUCCUCAACGCUCCCUAUGCAACACUUCUCAACACUCCCUAGGCAACACUCCUAAAACACUCCCUAGGCAACACUCCUCAACACUCCCUAUGCAACACUUCUCAACACUCCCUAUGCAACACUCCUCAAUGCUCCCUAUGCAACACUCCUCAACACUCCUCAACACUUCUCAACACUCCCUGUGCAACACUUCUCAAAACUCCUCAACACUCCUCAACACUCCCUGUGCAACACUCCUCAACACUCCUCAACACUCCCUGUGCAACACUCCUCAACACUCCUCAACACUCCCUAUGCAACACUCCUCAACACUUCUCAACACUCCUCAACACUUCUCAACACUCCCUGUGCAACACUUCUCAAAACUCCUCAACACUCCUCAACACUCCCUGUGCAACACUCCUCAACACUCCUCAACACUCCAUGUGCAACACUCCUCAACACUCCUCAACACUUCUCAAAACUCCCUGUGCAACACUUCUCAACACUCCUCAACACUUCUCAACACUCCCUGUGCAACACUCCUCAACACUCCUCAACACUUCUCAACACUCCCUAUGCAACACUCCUAAAACACUCCUCAACACUUCUCAACACUCCCUAUGCAACACUCCUUAAACACUCCCUAUGCAACAGUCCGAAAACACUCCCUAUGCAACACUCCCUAUGCAACACUUCUCAACACUCCCUAUGCAACACUCCUCAACACUUCUCAACACUCCCUAUGCAACACUCCUAAAACACUCCCUAUGCAACACUCCUCAACACUCCCUAUGCAACACUCCUCAACACUCCUCAACACUUCUCAACACUCCCUAUGCAACACUCAUAAAACACUCCCUAUGCAACACCCCCUUGCAACACUCCUCAACACGUCUCAACACUUCUCAACACUUCUCAACACUCCCUAUGCAACACUCCUCAACACUUCUCAACACUUCUCAACACUCCUCAACACUCCUAAAACACUCCCUAUGCAACACUCCUAAAACACUCCCUAUGCAACACUUCUCAACACUCCCUAUGCAACACUCCUAAAACACUCCCUAUGCAACACUUCUAAAACACUCCCUAUGCAACACUCCUCAACACUCCCUAUGCAACACUCCUCAACGCUCCCUAUGCAUCACUUCUCAACACUCCCUAGGCAACACUCCUCAACACUCCCUAUGCAACACUCCUCAACACUCCCUGUGCAACACUCCUCAACACUCCUCAACACUCCCUAUGCAACACUCCUCAACACUUCUCAACACUCCUCAACACUUCUCAACACUCCCUGUGCAACACUUCUCAAAACUCCUCAACACUCCUCAACACUCCCUGUGCAACACUCCUCAACACUCCUGAACACUCCAUGUGCAACACUCCUCAACACUCCUCAACACUUCUCAAAACUCCCUGUGCAACACUUCUCAACACUCCUCAACACUUCUCAACACUCCCUGUGCAACACUCCUCAACACUCCUCAACACUUCUCAACACUCCCUAUGCAACACUCCUAAAACACUCCUCAACACUUCUCAACACUCCCUAUGCAACACUCCUUAAACACUCCCUAUGCAACAGUCCGAAAACACUCCCUAUGCAACACUCCCUAUGCAACACUUCUCAACACUCCCUAUGCAACACUCCUCAACACUUCUCAACACUCCCUAUGCAACACUCAUAAAACACUCCCUAUGCAACACCCCCUUGCAACACUCCUCAACACGUCUCAACACUUCUCAACACUUCUCAACACUCCCUAUGCAACACUCCUCAACACUUCUCAACACUUCUCAACACUCCUCAACACUCCUAAAACACUCCCUAUGCAACACUCCUAAAACACUCCCUAUGCAACACUUCUCAACACUCCCUAUGCAACACUCCUAAAACACUCCCUAUGCAACACUUCUAAAACACUCCCUAUGCAACACUCCUCAACACUCCCUAUGCAACACUCCUCAACGCUCCCUAUGCAUCACUUCUCAACACUACCUAGGCAACACUCCUAAAACACUCCCUAGGCAACACUCCUCAACACUCCCUAUGCAACACUUCUCAACACUCCCUAUGCAACACUUCUAAAACACUCCCUAUGCAACACUUCUCAACACUCCCUAUGCAACACUUCUAAAACACUCCCUAUGCAACACUUCUCAACACUCCCUAUGCAACACUUCUAAAACACUCCCUAUGCAACACUCCUAAAACACUCCCUAUACAACACUUUUAAAACACUCCCUAUGCAACACUUCUAAAACACUCCCUAUGCAACACUUCUCAACACUCCCUAUGCAACACUUCUCAACACUCACUAUGCAACACUCCUAAAACACUCCCUAUGCAACACUUCUCAACACUCCCUAUGCAACACUCCUAAAACACUCCUCAACACUUCUCAACACUCCCUGUGCAACACUUCUCAAAACUCCUCAACACUCCUCAACACUCCCUGUGCAACACUCCUCAACACUCCUCAACACUCCCUAUGCAACACUCCUCAACACUCCUCAACACUUCUCAACACUCCCUGUGCAACACUUCUCAAAACUCCUCAACACUCCUCAACACUCCCUGUGCAACACUCCUCAACACUCCAUGUGCAACACUCCUCAACACUCCUCAACACUUCUCAAAACUCCCUGUGCAACACUCCUCAACACUUCUCAACACUCCCUGUGCAACACUCCUCAACACUCCUCAACACUUCUCAACACUCCCUAUGCAACACUCCUAAAACACUCCUCAACACUUCUCAACACUCCCUAUGCAACACUACUUAAACACUCCCUAUGCAACAGUCCGAAAACACUCCCUAUGCAACACUCCCUAUGCAACACUUCUCAACACUCCCUAUGCAACACUCCUCAACACUUCUCAACACUCCCUAUGCAACACUCCUAAAACACUCCCUAUGCAACACUCCUCAACACUCCCUAUGCAACACUCCUCAACACUCCUCAACACUUCUCAACACUCCCUAUGCAACACUCAUAAAACACUCCCUAUGCAACACCCCCUUGCAACACUCCUCAACACGUCUCAACACUUCUCAACACUUCUCAACACUCCCUAUGCAACACUCCUCAACACUUCUCAACACUUCUCAACACUCCUCAACACUCCUAAAUCACUCCCUAUGCAACACUCCUAAAACACUCCCUAUGCAACACUUCUCAACACUCCCUAUGCAACACUCCUAAAACACUCCCUAUGCAACACUUCUAAAACACUCCCUAUGCAACACUCCUCAACACUCCCUAUGCAACACUCCUCAACGCUCCCUAUGCAUCACUUCUCAACACUCCCUAGGCAACACUCCUCAACACUCCCUAUGCAACACUCCUCAACACUCCCUGUGCAACACUCCUCAACACUUCUCAACACUCCUCAACACUUCUCAAAACUCCUCAACACUCCUCAACACUCCCUGUGCAACACUCCUCAACACUCCUCAACACUCCAUGUGCAACACUCCUCAACACUCCUCAACACUUCUCAAAACUCCCUGUGCAACACUUCUCAACACUCCUCAACACUUCUCAACACUCCCUGUGCAACACUCCUCAACACUUCUCAACACUCCCUAUGCAACACUCCUAAAACACUCCUCAACACUUCUCAACACUCCCUAUGCAACACUCCUUAAACACUCCCUAUGCAACAGUCCGAAAACACUCCCUAUGCAACACUCCCUAUGCAACACUUCUCAACACUCCCUAUGCAACACUCCUCAACACUUCUCAACACUCCCUAUGCAACACUCAUAAAACACUCCCUAUGCAACACCCCCUUGCAACACUCCUCAACACGUCUCAACACUUCUCAACACUUCUCAACACUCCCUAUGCAACACUCCUCAACACUUCUCAACACUUCUCAACACUCCUCAACACUCCUAAAACACUCCCUAUGCAACACUCCUAAAACACUCCCUAUGCAACACUUCUCAACACUCCCUAUGCAACACUCCUCAACACUCCCUAUGCAACACUCCUCAACGCUCCCUAUGCAUCACUUCUCAACACUCCCUAGGCAACACUCCUAAAACACUCCCUAGGCAACACUCCUCAACACUCCCUAUGCAACACUUCUCAACACUCCCUAUGCAACACUUCUAAAACACUCCCUAUGCAACACUUCUAAAACACUCCCUAUGCAACACUUCUCAACACUCACUAUGCAACACUCCUAAAACACUCCCUAUGAAACACUUCUAAAACACUCCCUAUGCAACACUCCUAAAACACUCUUUAUGCAACACUCCUCAACACUUCUCAACACUCCCUAUGCAACACUCCUAAAACACUCCCUUGCAACACUCCUAAAACACUCCCUAUGCAACACCCCUCAACACUCCUCAACACUCCUCAACACUCCCUUUACAACACUCCUCAACACUUCUCAACACUCUUCAACACUCCCUAUACAACACUCAUCAACACUUCUCAACACUCCUCAACACUCCCUAUGCAACACUCCUCAACACUCCCUAUGCAACACUCCUAAAACACUCCCUAUGCAACACUCCUAAAACACUCCCUAUGCAACACUUCUAAAACACUCCCUAUGCAACACUCCUAAAACACUCCCUAUGCAACACUCCACAACACUCCCUAUGCAACACUCCUAAAACACUCCCUAUGCAACACUUCUCAACAUUCCCUAUGCAACACUUCUCAACACUCCCUUUGCAACACUUCUCAACACUCCCUAUGCAACACUCCUAAAACACUCCCUAUGCAACACUCCUAAAACACUCCCUAUGCAACACUUCUCAACACUCCCUAUGCAACACUCCUAAAACACUCCCUGUGCAACACUUCUCAACACUCCCUAUGCAACACUUCUAAAACACUCCCUAUGCAACACUCCUAAAACACUCCCUAUGCAACACUUCUCAACACUCCCUAUGCAACACUCCUAAAACACUCCCUAUGCAACACUCCUCAACACUUCUCAACACUCCUAAAACACUCCCUAUGCAACACUCCUAAAACACUCCCUAUGCAACACUCCUAAAACACUCCCUAUGCAACACUCCUAAAACACUCCCUAUGCAACACUCCACAACACUCCCUAUGCAACACUCCUAAAACACUCCCUAUGCAACACUCCUAAAACACUCCCUAUGCAACACUUCUCAACACUCCCUAUGCAACACUUCUCAACACUCCCUAUGCAACACUCCUAAAACACUCCCUAUGCAACACCCCUCAACACUUCUCAACACUCCUAAAACACUCCCUAUGCAACACUCCUCAACACUUCUCAACACUCCUAAAACACUCCCUAUGCAACACUCCUAAAACACUCCCUAUGCAACACUCCUAAAACACUCCCUAUGCAACACUCCUAAAGCACUCCCUAUGCAACACUCCACAACACUCCCUAUGCAACACCCCUAAAACACUCCCUAUGCAACACUCCUAAAACACUCCCUAUGCAACACUUCUCAACACUCCCUAUGCAACACUUCUCAACACUCCCUAUGCAACACUCCUAAAACACUCCCUAUGCAACACUCCUCAACACUUCUCAACACUCCUAAAACACUCCCUAUACAACACUCCUCAACACUUCUCAACACUCCUCAACACUCCCUAUGCGACACUCAACACUCCUCAACACUUCUCAACACUCCCUAUGCAACACUCCUCAACACUUCUCAGCACUCCCUAUGAAACACUCCUCAACAGUCCUCACCACUCCCUAUACAACACUCCUCAACACUUCUCGAUACUCCUCAACACUCCCUAUGUGACACUUCUCAACACUCCUCAACACUCCCUAUGUGACACCCCUCAACAGUCCUCAACACUCCCUAUACAACACUCCUCAACACUUCUCAAUACUCCUCAACACUCCCUAUACAACACUCCUCAACACUCCCUAUGUGACACUUCUCAACACUCCUCAACACUCCCUAUGUGACACUUCUCAACACUCUUCAACACUCCCUAUACAACACUCAUCAACACUUCUCAACACUCCUCAACACUCCCUAUGCAACACUCCUCAACACUCCCUAUGCAACACUCCUAAAACACUCCCUAUGCAACACUCCUAAAACACUCCCUAUGCAACACUUCUAAAACACUCCCUAUGCAACACUCCUAAAACACUCCCUAUGCAACACUCCACAACACUCCCUAUGCAACACUCCUAAAACACUCCCUAUGCAACACUCCUAAAACACUCCCUAUGCAACACUCCUAAAACACUCCCUAUGCAACACUCCUAAAACACUCCCUAUGCAACACUCCACAACACUCCCUAUGCAACACUCCUAAAACACUCCCUAUGCAACACUCCUAAAACACUCCCUAUGCAACACUUCUCAACACUCCCUAUGCAACACUUCUCAACACUCCCUAUGCAACACUCCUAAAACACUCCCUAUGCAACACCCCUCAACACUUCUCAACACUCCUAAAACACUCCCUAUGCAACACUCCUAAAACACUCCCUAUGCAACACUCCUCAACACUUCUCAACACUCCUAAAACACUCCCUAUGCAACACUCCUAAAACACUCCCUAUGCAACACUCCUAAAACACUCCCUAUGCAACACUCCUAAAGCACUCCCUAUGCAACACUCCACAACACUCCCUAUGCAACACCCCUAAAACACUCCCUAUGCAACACUCCUAAAACACUCCCUAUGCAACACUUCUCAACACUCCCUAUGCAACACUUCUCAACACUCCCUAUGCAACACUCCUAAAACACUCCCUAUGCAACACUCCUCAACACUUCUCAACACUCCUAAAACACUCCCUAUACAACACUCCUCAACACUUCUCAACACUCCUCAACACUCCCUAUGCGACACUCAACACUCCUCAACACUUCUCAACACUCCCUAUGCAACACUCCUCAACACUUCUCAACACUCCCUAUGAAACACUCCUCAACAGUCCUCACCACUCCCUAUACAACACUCCUCAACACUUCUCGAUACUCCUCAACACUCCCUAUGUGACACUUCUCAACACUCCUCAACACUCCCUAUGUGACACCCCUCAACAGUCCUCAACACUCCCUAUACAACACUCCUCAACACUUCUCAAUACUCCUCAACACUCCCUAUACAACACUCCUCAACACUCCCUAUGUGACACUUCUCAACACUCCUCAACACUCCCUAUGUGACACUUCUCAACACUCCUCAACACUCCCUGUGCAACACUCCUCAACAUUCCUCAACACUCCUCAACACUUCUCAACACUCCUCAGCAACACUCUCGCAACACUCUACAGAUGUUGAAUGUCUCCCUGGAGACUGAGGAAGUGGGGAGAGGAGGAUGGAGGAGAGAGAGUGAGGGGUGAUGGGGUUCAGAGAUAGGGGGUCAGCUCGCCCCUCUGUAUGGGAGCGUCCCAGCCCAUUGUCCCCCUGCCAUCUCGGCCCUAUGAUCUUGCACCCUCCCACCCCGCCCAUGUCCCCCUUCACCUCAAGCAUAGCGCAUUAGCCAGAGGGUUAGCCAGAGCCCCUAUGGGUGGGAGGGGAGGGAGCAGUGAUGUCAUCCUGUCACAACCCUGUCAUCACCUUCCUUGCCUUAGAGGGGUGAGCAGAGAGAGAGAAAGGGAUAGUGAUAGGCAGAGAGAGGCACAGACCUUCUGCCCCCACACACACUGACACACACAAUGACACACACUCAUAUACAUUAUCUCCAUCACAGAGUCACACUCACCCUGUUUAUCUUUGGGGUGAAGUGGCUCCAGCUAGCUCUUGAGAUGCACUCUGUUCCAGUGUAUGUGUGUGUGUAUGUAUACGUGUGUCAGUGUGUGUGUGUGUGUGUGUGUGUGUGUGUGUGUGUGUGUGUGUGUGUGUGUGUGUGUGUGUGUGUGUGUGUGUGUGUGUGUGUGUGUGUGUGUGUGUGUGUGUGUGUGUGUGUGUGUGUGUGUGUGUGUGUGUGUGUGUGUGUGUGUGUGUGCAGGGUCAUGCUGGGAGAGAGAAGGUUGUGUUGGGGGGUUUCCAGUGCCUCUGACAGCUCGAGGCCAC
Molecule: messenger RNA, 12902 nt
Organism: Salvelinus fontinalis (brook trout)
Lineage: Eukaryota; Metazoa; Chordata; Actinopteri; Salmoniformes; Salmonidae
Exons: 3
Coding region: 1400-2308 (302 amino acids)
Source: RefSeq, a predicted model, not a curated record